AUGCCACAGCGGGAACAGUUUCAGGUUGACACAAGUAUCAAUAGAGUCACUACUCCGGCGACUAUUGGGUCUAUAGGCCCCACGGAAUUAGAACUGCUGUCUUCGGCAACGUCUUCACCAUCUGCUAAUCAGUCGUAUUCUACUUCAUUAAAUCCAGAUCAACUACCUACUUCACCAGUGUCUAUCUCAUCUUCACUGUCUCCUGUAUCAACAAGCGUGUCUAGCUCAAUAACAAAUUCACCGACACCAUUUAACCCCCUACCGACUAGAUCAAUAAAUUUUGCUGCUUUAAAUUCUAAAAUACGACAACAAUCAUCGUCAAAUCCAAACUCACAUCCACAUCCACAUCCACAUCCACAUCCACAUGUAAAUACUCAACUACCAGCUCGUCACCAACCUUUAAGUCUGGUUCCAACUCAAACUUCGACUCCAGCCACUAUAUCACCAAUACAUUCUUCUGUACCAUCUAGACUGCAAUCACCAAUUGUACCACCAUUGCAUGACUUGGUUAAUGAUUGCUUCCUUUUAACUAUAGAUAAGCUACACGAUGAUACCCGAGCGUUUAUUGCCAACUCAUUUCAUCAAUGUGUUACCAAACAACAUUGUGAAGAAAAUUUGGAAUUUCUCAUUGACAUUUAUCGCUAUGAAUAUGAAUAUAACUUGAAGGUGUUAACGUCUUCGUUGAAUAAUGCCAGUGCUAGUACCACCAACCCACCUUCCUUAUCUACUUCCCUCAAUUCAAAAGCUGUCAUUAAUGGAUUCAAUCACGACGAAGCUACAUCUAUGGCCAAAAUGAAGUUGAAUGCACCAAGUCCCUGUAUAACACCAACUACCCAUGGUGCUAGCACAACAUCGUUAUCAAAACGCCAUCAAAGGACAUCUUCAGUUGCUUCGUUUGAAUCACUAAAAAAGAAACAUUCAAUACGAUCAGAAGACUUGGAUCCACAACAAGCAUUUGUGUCUACUAUUGAUGAUUUAGACUUGAAUGCUCCUUGGGACUCAUUUGGAGAACUGCAUGUAGGAGAUGACGAAGAAUAUAGUGACGAUGAAGAAAAAGAAAAUGAUGAUGAGAAUGCAGAAGGGACUUUAGCCAAAGAAGAUUUGCAUGACUUGAAUGAACGAUGGAUAUUCAUAAUGAAUAACUAUAUCAAACAUGAUUCACCAUCUCAAAUUAAUAUCUCACAGAAGUUAUUCAAGGAAAUUGUCCAAGAGUCUUCAGUUUGUAAAUUGCAUAAUCCAAUCAUUUUACUCAAGGCAAGAAAUGAGGUAUUGCAAAUAUUGAAGGAAAAUUGUUAUGGUUCGUUUGCCAGUAAAUUUAAAAAACAAUUUGUUCAACCUUGUGGAGAACAAGGAGUUUGUUGUUCUUGUGGAGCGGAGGAAAAUAAACUGGGUAAUGAUAAUGUGAUCAACCCAAGUAAUAACAGUAGCAUGUUGGCAUUGGAAAGAACCAUGACUACAGAGUCGGCAUCAUGCAAUGAAUGUCAAGAAAUUCCAUCUACUAGUUCAGCCUCAACUGUGACUGCAACACCACUGUUGGUCUCGGGUGCGGAUAAACAACAACUGCAGAAACACCAUCAUCACCACAUUCACCACCACCAUCAUCACAGGAACCAAGAUCCAUCUUUAUCAUCAUCCUCAUCCAUUGCCGCUUCCUUAUUAGGUAAAUUGUCCCUUCCCAAACGAAACAGAACUAAACAGCCACUGCAAAGUGGCAACAUCACCUCUCCCUUGUAUGGAGAAACAAGUCCACCUUCAUCAAAUUCAUCAUCAACACUGAAUAUCUUUGGACAGGCUAAAUUUUCAAAUGGCGGCGACGCAUCGCCAUCACCUAGUUCGGUAGCUAGUUCUGCAAGAGGAAUACCAAUUUCAUCAUCAUUGAGGAACCCACAACAGCCAUCACUGCAGUUGCAACAAGGUGGAAGUAGUGUGUCCACAUCUGCAUCUGUUGCUCAAUCGUUGCCUAUUCCUCGUUCGAUGAAUGCAAGUCCCAUAUCUUUGAAUUCGGUAGCUAGUAAUGCACAAAAGGAUCGUGAUCGUGAAGGACCAGUGAACAGCAGUGGAUCGUUAUUGAGUGGUGGAUCUUUAGGAUCGUCAUUGAAGUUUUGGAAAAGAAAGUCGUGA
Lodderomyces orthopsilosis Co 90-125 is the source of this 2121-nucleotide messenger RNA. RefSeq lists its product as uncharacterized. The coding region runs from base 1 to 2121 and encodes 706 amino acids. NCBI's taxonomy places the organism in Eukaryota, Fungi, Ascomycota, Pichiomycetes, Serinales, Debaryomycetaceae. The record is from RefSeq and is a predicted model, not a curated record. The transcript has a single exon.